UUCUAUUAUACUAUACAAAGAUCUGAAGCAAUUCUGAUGGAGCAACAUCGUGCACCCGUUCCGAUUUGUACUAUAAAAAUGAAUCUCUAUUGUUGUGCAAAGUGUCCAAUCAAAUUGAAGGAAAAGUUGCAGAAACUCAAUGGAGUGGAGGACAUAAACAUAGAUCCAGAACAAGGAUUAUUAAAAGUUUCAGGUGACAUAGACCCUAUGGUUCUCACAAAUAUAGUCAAAAACAUGGACAAAAAGGCAGAACUUUGGUCCUUCCAGAAAGAACCCUACAAAAACAAUGUUAAUAUUGGUGCGUCUACUAAUUACAACAUCCAAAUUGGCGAAGAUUGCUCUUGUGAUGGCGAUGAGGCUGAAAGCAGUUCGGAUGAUGAAAGCAAACGCAGUAUUGCACCCAAGAAGCAACAUGGAGUUCUCACUUGGGCCAAAAAUGACAAGAAGAAGAAGAAUGGGAAGGGAUUUUCUGGCAUGGGAAUGGGCAUGGGCAUACCUAUGCCUCCUCAGCAUCGGCCGCCUAUGCGGCCAUCUAUGGGCAUUCCGGCCCAUAGGAGUUUUCAUGGGAUGCCCGGGCUCGGAUACCGGUCACCAAACCCAUAUUAUCAAUCAAUGGAGUAUCAUAGACCGUCACCGCCACCAUAUGAUUACUACGCACAAAUUCAGCCACCACCUUAUUCAUAUUUUCAGUCAAGAUCGCCACCCAAAGUUAACCCUAUUGUCCACUACACUAAUUAUGCGGACAACUAUCGGUACCCCAUGUAGGCUGGUCAUAUAUUGUUGAUUGAACAUGCCUAGCCCAUAUAUUUUUUAAAUUGUUGCUAGGUUAAUUUAUAUGUACAUGGGUUUUGCUUUCA
Messenger RNA from Prunus mume (Japanese apricot), 857 nucleotides. RefSeq lists its product as uncharacterized. NCBI's taxonomy places the organism in Eukaryota, Viridiplantae, Streptophyta, Magnoliopsida, Rosales, Rosaceae. The record is from RefSeq and is a predicted model, not a curated record. Gene Ontology annotation, molecular function: metal ion binding.